This is a messenger RNA of Oncorhynchus keta (chum salmon), 1124 nucleotides long. It is a transcript of the gene eif1ad, whose product is annotated as eukaryotic translation initiation factor 1A domain containing. The record is from RefSeq and is a predicted model, not a curated record. Gene Ontology annotation, cellular component: nucleus. The coding region runs from base 105 to 740 and encodes 211 amino acids. Gene Ontology annotation, biological process: translational initiation. The transcript is spliced from 5 exons. Gene Ontology annotation, molecular function: translation initiation factor activity; RNA binding. Lineage: Eukaryota; Metazoa; Chordata; Actinopteri; Salmoniformes; Salmonidae.
AGUAGAAUCCCUACGUCAGCAGUGCCUAAAAGGAAAGGAAGCACAUGCGUUUACUGGCUGUUGGAAACUAAUAUUUGAUAUAACAGGUAUUUUUCAAAGUUCACAUGCCAUCUGACAAUCCAGAAUAUUUGACCUACAGUAAAGAUACACAUUUUUUCCAGUUCAGAUUUACACGCUGGCAAACUUCAACGAUGUCACAGGCUACUAAACGCAAGCAUGUUGUCAAGGAGCAGACACUCGACGAUUACGUCACACCUACAGAGAACCAACAGAUUGUGCGGGUUCUUGGUAGUCGUGGCAACAACCUACACGAGGCUGUCACGGCCCAGGGGGAGAACUUCCUGAUCAGCAUGCCCCCAAAAUUCCGCAAGAACCUCUGGAUUAAGAGAGGUGACUAUGUGAUUGUAGACCCUAUAGAGGAGGGAGAGAAGGUGAGGGGAGAGAUCAGCUUCAUACUCUACAGAGACCACAUUCAGCACCUGCAGAAACUCACACUCUGGCCUGAGGCCUUCACAGACGAGCCCCCAUCUGAAGAGAGAACAGAUGCACCACAGCCCAGGGAGGGGAGAAGGGAGGAGAAGGUAGAGGAUUGUGGGAGUGAUCACAGUACUGACUCAGAGGAUGACGAGAGCGAUCUCUUCGUCAACACCAACCGCUGUAACGUCCACUACAGUGAGAGUGAGGAAGACAGUGAGGAUGAGAAGGAUGAAGGGGAGGAUAAAGUGGAGAGCAGCUUUUAGUGGGGAAAUCUUUACAAGAGACAGUACAAUGCUGUGGACAAUGUUUACACACAUGUCGCCCUCAGAAUACACUGCUGCUGAAGAAUGAGUUGUGGAUUAUACUCUCCAGUCCCACCCCAUGAAUCCAAUCAAACAGAAAAUCCUGCUAUUUCACCAUUUAUUUGGUGGUUGAACUUAGCAUUCCCAUGGACAUAAUAGGUCAGGUAUAUCAUACUUAUACCACUUGUCCUAGAGAGGAACAUUAGCAUGCUUUGCUAAACUGCUAAAAGAGGUUCAUUGUGGAAUUAUUGAACUGGUCCAUGACAUUCCUGACUGAAGAGGUUGUCAUAAUUUAUGUACAUAAUUAUUGUGUAAUAAAAUCUUUAUUGUGGUCUUUCAUCAGAA